Molecule: messenger RNA, 1611 nt
Organism: Seminavis robusta
Lineage: Eukaryota; Bacillariophyta; Bacillariophyceae; Naviculales; Naviculaceae
Source: the annotation of a GenBank genome assembly
AUGGCGCCUCCGUUUAUCCCCUAUUACAUUGAUUUCAAUGUUAAAAAUCAGAGUAAAACCAUAGGUGUCUCCAAAAAGAAAGUCACCUUCAAAUUUGGAUUUGCCAAUCGACAAGCCGUGGAACAGGGUCUCGUGGGGGCGCAUUGCCGUGGCAGUGAACACGAGUGCGUCUUUACGUGGAGUUUGAACUCGGGUAAACGACAUGUCCAAAUGGAUGGAAAAGAUGUGCAUUUCAGCACCAGUGGCCAGAAUGGAUGGACAUCCGAUCGUACAUGGCAACAUGUCUUUAGCUUAAAAGUGCCCGGAUAUAGUGGUACCUUUCGAUGCCAUUUGAUCAGUCAACCAGCCCCACAAGGAUCCAAUGUCCGUCCAUUUGAUUUGAGAGUGGGAGGGGUCAGUAUCUUCAAAUUUAAUCAAAUCUUUCAAUUGGGAACUCAGCAAAUGGUUGUUCGAAAACCGGGUGGAUCCAGAUCUACCUACAAUGGAGCGGGAGAAGAAGACGAACCCAUGAGUCCCGAGGAACGAAGAAUGAUAGCCGCAGCCAGAGUGGAAUCCAUGAGAGAAUUCCGAGAACAGCAAGCAAAGCAAGCGUCGGCUCCCGCUGGUAGUGCUGCCAGCAGUGGUGCGGGUCCUCCUCCUCCUGGAACGGUCCAGACCAAUGGAGGGAAUACCGGAGGAGGGGACUUGCUGAUGAGCUUUGAUACACCGUCAUCAGCGCCCCCCGUCCCACCUCCCCAGCAACAAGGUCACAUGGUUUCCAGUUUGACGCUGGGGUCGGAAUUCAGCAGCACCAAUUCGUUUCCAUCGGCGGGAGGUCCUCCCCCUGGACAACAGCCAUUUGGAUACCAGCAGCCUCAAAACAGCUAUGGACAACCGCCCGCUAAUUAUGGACAACCGCCGGCUCCUUAUGGUCAGCCACCUGCUCCGUAUGGUCAGCCGCCUGCACCCUAUGGAACUCCCGCAGCGCAGCCACCAGCUCCAUAUGGUUCCCCCGCUGCACUUGCUCCUCAGCACUCCUUUGGAGGAGGGUCGGCAACGACGGCUCCUACAGCAAAUACGAGCGCCAUGACGCCUUACCAGGGACAAGCUCCAGCCUCGCAAUUUGCAAUGGGGAAUUCGCUCACCACCAUGUCUGUCAAUUCCUUUGGGACGGCGCCCACGCAGGCUUCAUCGUUCGCGGCAUCCGUGGACCCCUACGCCGCCCCGCCAGCAGAUCCAUUUGCGGCUCCCUCGGCAGCAGCGCCUAUGAGUUCGUUCGGACAGCUGCCACCACAACAGCAGCAACAACCCCCGCCGCAGCAAUAUGGAGGUGGAGGAUAUCCAGGCCAGCAGCAGCAGCAGCAACCAGGGCAAUUCCAAGCCUUGCAAAGUCCUACUGGUGAGACCCAAGCCAGCUUCGGAACGUACGGGAGUACACCCUCUUUUGCAAGGCCACCGCCUGCUGCUGCUGGACAGCCUCAGUAUCCGCCAGCAGGAGGAUAUGGACAAGCCCCACCACCGGCUGAUGGUUAUGCUGCCCCGCCUCAGUACCAACAGCAGCAGUUCCAGCAGCAACAGCAGUAUCAACAGCCUCAGUACCAGCAGCAGCAGUACCAACAGCCAGGGUUCUAA